This is a messenger RNA of Paramisgurnus dabryanus, 2741 nucleotides long. It is a transcript of the gene hacl1, whose product is annotated as 2-hydroxyacyl-CoA lyase 1. The record is from RefSeq and is a predicted model, not a curated record. Gene Ontology annotation, molecular function: thiamine pyrophosphate binding; catalytic activity; magnesium ion binding. Gene Ontology annotation, cellular component: peroxisome. NCBI's taxonomy places the organism in Eukaryota, Metazoa, Chordata, Actinopteri, Cypriniformes, Cobitidae. Gene Ontology annotation, biological process: fatty acid alpha-oxidation.
AAGAGCCGGGCGAGGAAGAGUGUAGUUUCUUUUACUCUCUCUGGUAGUUUCAUGUGUUUAAGACUGAAAUAAUUUACUGAAGGUGAUAAUGGAUGAAGUUACUGGAGCUCAGUUGAUCGCUGAGGCACUUAAAGCUCAGAAUGUGGAGUACAUGUUUGGCAUCGUUGGUGUGCCGAUCAUUGAGGUGGCCAUGGCCGCUCAAGCAGCGGGCAUAAAGUAUGUGGGCAUGCGCAAUGAGCAAGCAGCCUGCUAUGCUGCAUCUGCUAUUGGCUAUUUGACAGGACGCCCAGCUGUUUGUCUGGUGGUUUCUGGACCUGGGCUGAUUCAUGCACUGGGAGGAAUGGCCAAUGCUAAUGUGAACUGCUGGCCUGUCAUUGUCAUUGGCGGCUCCUCUGAUAGGAACCAGGAAACCACAGGAGGGUUUCAAGAGUUUCCUCAGGUUGAAGCUUGUCGUCUGUACAGCAAAUUUUCUGCUCGACCAAGUAGUCUUCAGAUGAUACCAGCUGUGGUUGAAAAAGCUGUAAGAAGCAGUUUUUACGGCCGCCCAGGAGCCUGCUACAUAGACAUUGCUGGAGACAUGGUGAAUGCCAAAACAGACAGAGCCAGUGUCAGGUUUGUUUCCUGUUGUCCUGUUGCCCCUGUGAGUCAAGCUGACAGCAGAGAGGUCACACAAGCUCUGGAGCUGCUCAGGACGGCUCAAAGGCCCUUGAUCAUCAUUGGAAAAGGUGCAGCAUAUGCCAGGGCGGAGAGGGAGGUCAGGGAGUUGGUGGAGGUGUGUGGACUUCCCUUCCUUCCCACACCCAUGGGGAAAGGAGUGCUGCCUGAUGACCACCCAAACUGUGUGGCUGCUGCCAGAUCCAGAGCUCUGUUGCAGGCUGAUGUCGUGGUGCUUCUGGGUGCCAGACUCAACUGGAUCCUGCACUUUGGUUUACCACCCAGAUUCAGUCCCCAUGUAAAGGUUAUUCAGGUGGAUCUGUGUGCUGAAGAGUUGAGUAAUAACGUAAGAGCCGCAUCUGCUCUGAUGGGAGACAUACGAGCUGUGGUCAACCAGCUUUUGGAGACUUUAAGAUCCAAGUCCUGGAAAUUUCCAUCUGAUGCAGAAUGGUGGACAACACUGAGGGAGAAAAUGAAUGCUAAUGCUCGCAUUUCAAAGACUCUUGCUCUUCAGUCAACAGUACCCAUGAACUACUACACGGCCUUCCACCACAUCUCUGAGCUCCUGCCCAAAGACUGCGUCAUAGUGAGUGAAGGCGCUAACACGAUGGACAUCGGCCGUACUAUGCUGUUCAACUACCUCCCAAGACACAGGUUAGAUGCUGGUACUUUUGGCACUAUGGGGGUAGGCCCGGGCUUUGCCAUCGCAGCGGCUGUUUUGGAGCAGACGCAGCAGACGGGACAGCGAGUGGUGUGUGUGGAGGGAGACAGCGCCUUUGGUUUCUCGGGUAUGGAGGUCGAGACCAUGUGCAGGUAUAAACUGCCAAUCAUCAUUAUAGUAAUCAACAACAAUGGCAUCUACAGUGGAGUUGAUCCUGAGACAUGGAAAGAGAUGGAGAAAAUGGGAGACAUGACUACAAUAGCUCCUCCAGUGACCCUGCUGCCAGAAGCGCGGUAUGACCAGGUGAUGAGUGCAUUCGGGGGACACGGGUACCUGGUGCGAACUGUGGAGGAACUGCGUACUGCACUUCAAGACAGUUUAAAAAACACAGAGAUGCCGAGCCUUCUCAACGUGCUUAUAGAUCCAGCGUCAGACCGCAAACAGCAGGAGUUUCCCUGGCUGACGCGUUCAAAUCUUUAAAGGAAUCGGAUGAGAUCUGAAUCUGCUUUACUGUACACUACACUUGAUUUACAGUAACUUACUGUAGGUGACUGAAUUUUCUGUGUUAUAACAACAAAGCGGUGACAGUUCACGAUAAGGUUGUUUUGGUUAACAUCAGGAAAUGCAUUAGCUAACAUGAACUAACAAUGAGCAAUAGAGAUUUUCAGCAUUUAUUAAUCUUUGUUAAUGCUCAUACAAUUGUUCACUUAAGUUUAUUGUGUAUUGACUAAUGUUAACAGUUACAACUUUUGUUUUUAAAAAUGUAUUGGUAAAUGCUGAAAUUAGCAUAAACUAAGAUUAAUAAUUGCUGAUGAAAUGUUGUUUAUUGUUAGUUUAUGUUAGCUAAUGCAUUAACUAAUGCUAACAAAUAAAACUGUAAAUUGUUGCCAUCAAAUCAGUUUCAAUUUUAACAGACUUUUUCACAUGGCUACAGUUGGGUUUUGGAUAUAAAAUAAAAGUUUAUGGGGUGGUUUCCCGGACAGGGAUUAGCUUAAACCAGGACUACAAACAUUUUAACAAACAUGCGUUACUAAAAACAUUACUUCUGUGCAUAUUGAGGCAAAACAAAGGACACUGAUGUAUUUUAAAAUAUUUUGUAUAAGUAAGUAAUGGACAGCUCUUACAUUUAUUUUAGUCUAGCACUAGUCUAAUCCUUGUCCGUAAACCCCCCUAUAUGUUGAUAUUGUAUCCCAUAAAGUAUAAUAAUAGACAAAUAAGUGAUUUACUGAAAUUUCCUAAAUGGUAAAAUUGUUUGUAAAGUGGAAGGUAAAUUUAAGAACCAAUAAUAUUCUUUAACUGGUGCUUCAAUAUUUUUUAUGUAAAUGUUAAAGGAAUAGUCUACUCAUUUUCAAUAUUAAAAUAUGUUAUUACCUUAACUAAGAAGAGUUGAUACAUCCCUCUAUCAUCUGUGUGCGUGCACGUAAGC